AUGGUGAGCACCAAGCAGCCCCGGGCAGGCAAGGGGGGCGCGGACGCAGAGAACAGCAACCCUGAAAAGGAGGAGAGCUGCCAGGCCAAGAGGUCUCCAUCCUCACCCCAGGGCGGGCCCAAGAAGAGGUCAGCGUUUGGGGACAUCACCAACGCUCACAAGAACCAGGUGGUGGCAGGGAAGAAGGAGGCUGUGAAAGUAGCACCACAGAGGGCACAGAGGGCCAGUGCUGCCCUGAUGGUGGCCAAGAACAAUGAGAUCAACCUGAAAAAGUCAACGAAGAAAACUCCCCCAACAGAGGCUCCUGCAGAGCAGAAGAAAGAUCCUGUGCCAGAGGAGCCGCUGCCUGCGCAGGUACGGAAGCUCUCCGAGGGGAGACAGAUACCGGGGGUGGAGGACAUCGACAAGGAGAUGCUGGGUGACCCCAAUGCCAAUGCCGAGUACGCCAGGGAGAUCUUUGAGUACAUGCGGGAAAGAGAGGAGAGAUUCAUCCUCCCUGACUACAUGGAGAAGCAGCCAGACAUCAGCGGGGACAUGCGCGCCAUCCUGGUGGACUGGAUGGUGGAGGUGCAGGAGAACUUUGAGCUGAGCCACGAGACGCUGUACCUGGCUGUGAAGCUGGUGGACCACUACCUGGUGGAGGUGGUGAGCAUGAGGGACAAGCUGCAGCUCAUUGGCUCCACGGCCGUCCUCAUCGCCUCCAAAUUUGAGGAGCGGUUCCCACCAUGCGUGGAUGACUUCCUCUACAUCUGUGACGACGCCUACAAGCGGGAAGAGCUCAUUGCCAUGGAGAUCAGCAUCCUCAGCACCCUCAAGUUCGACAUCAACAUCCCCAUUGCCUACCGCUUCCUGCGGCGCUUUGCCAAGUGCGCCCGUGCCAGCAUGGAGACGCUGACGCUGGCCCGCUUCCUCUGUGAGAUGACCCUGCAGGAGUACGACUACGCCCGCGAGAGCCCCUCCAAGCUGGCUGCCAGCUGCCUGCUGCUGGCGCUCACCAUGAAGAACCUCGGGGGCUGGAGCCCCACGCUGGAGCACUACAGCGGGUACUGCGGCCAGGACCUGCAUCCCCUGGUGAAGAAGCUGAAUUUCCUGCUCACGUACCAGCCCCACGACAAGCUGAAGGCCGUGCGCACCAAGUACUCGCACAAGGUCUUCUUCGAGGUUGCCAAAGUCACCCCCAUGGACAUGAUGAAGCUGGAGGAGAAACUGAAGAGCUGCUAG
This is a messenger RNA of Pterocles gutturalis (yellow-throated sandgrouse), 1221 nucleotides long. It is a transcript of the gene CCNB3, whose product is annotated as cyclin B3. Gene Ontology annotation, cellular component: cytoplasm; nucleus; centrosome. The coding region runs from base 1 to 1221 and encodes 406 amino acids. Gene Ontology annotation, molecular function: cyclin-dependent protein serine/threonine kinase regulator activity. The record is from RefSeq and is a predicted model, not a curated record. The transcript has 11 exons. NCBI's taxonomy places the organism in Eukaryota, Metazoa, Chordata, Aves, Pterocliformes, Pteroclidae. Gene Ontology annotation, biological process: mitotic cell cycle phase transition; regulation of cyclin-dependent protein serine/threonine kinase activity.